Molecule: messenger RNA, 3923 nt
Organism: Malaya genurostris
Lineage: Eukaryota; Metazoa; Arthropoda; Insecta; Diptera; Culicidae
Exons: 11
Coding region: 648-2675 (675 amino acids)
Source: RefSeq, a predicted model, not a curated record
UUGCACAAAGGAAGUGUGCUGAGUUAUAUCAUACGCUUCGCACGGGCUAGUCACGUCAAAACAUUGUUCUUCUUUCUACAAAAAUAUGGCCGUCGGUAGUUUUUUACGAUUCCGAUACUGUUGGUGAAGUGUUUUACGGCUGAAAACUUUUUCGCUUUUGCUAAACAAAACGUUUCGGAGUGUAUGGGAAUUCUGGUGAGGAGUUUUGCAAAAGAACAGUGAUAUUCGUGGGAAUUGCAGUCAAGUGUUGUGAAAGCAGAUUUAUCAACGCCCAUUUUUCACUGUUCUGUACAUUAGUGAAAUCGGAAAUUCAACUCACUACGAAAUGCUGUUACCGUCGCCACUGUUUCCCUUAGUGCGGUCACGGAGAGUCACGUGCUGCAAGUCUCCCCUGCGAUAAGAGGGCCAGCACAGGAUAAUAAACCGCUACAGCAAUAAACCCACCAACCGACUUUCCGGUGGAGACAUCCUUCCAGGAAGCGCACCGACUACACCGCCAAUACCCUAUCGGUCGACGACGCUUCUGUACGGUCUGAAAGGUUAAUCUUCGACUACAGGUUCAUCCUUCUGCAUACAGUGUCGCUCAGAAGCCCACCCGAACCAUCGUCCUUCCCGGUGAGGCGUACUCUCGAUAAGUGAAAGAUACGAUGUAUGGCAGCGGGAGCCCCCCAUCGAAACUAACGGGGGGCUCCAUGUCAUCUCGGUCGAAACGCGCGAAGAAAACCCCUUGGGGUGCCCGGGAACGGGCCGGCAUGAGCUUCCUGAUCGUGAUAGCGUUUUUCGCCAUCUUCGGACUGAUUAUCCUGACGGAGGUGCUGAUGAUUGAUGACCGAGGACGAGGCGGAGGAGUCAUCGUUCGCCAUGGCAGCAGUGGGGGUCGUUUUGGAGAAUCAGUACCCGACUACGAUGAUGUGAAGGACGAUUAUUUGGACGAUACAGGUAUAUUUGUGCGGGAAACGAAAUUCGGCAGUGCAGCAAUCAAAAAUCUUCUUAAAAACCAGAAAGACUCUAAAUUGUCCAUUGGAAUAACCGUACAACUAGAUCCGGCAGAGCAACGAACCCCGCCCAUCAUACCGUGGGGUCAGAUGUUACCAUCGAAGACGGAGCAAAGCUUACCCAAAUACCCGGUCGAUAUGCGUCCCACCGACGGAUCCUGGGAAAUCGUCAACGGAACCCGGUACAAGUUUUUCGUUUUCUCCGCCUACUACGAUCGACGUGACGGAAAGCUGGUGCGUGUGAUCGGAGCAACGAAGACUCGUGGUCCGGAGAAGGUGUGGUGCCGAUUUUGGUAUCAAACAGGACUCAACAGCACCAAGUUCCGAUCGGCGUCGGUAAUGGCGAGAGUGAAGAUCAUUCGAGAAAAUUGGAAUUUGAAAUACAGCGCAUGCUUCAUUCUGUGCCCGAUUCGUGGUCCAUUUCCAGAGAUUCCGUAUGCUGUUAGCGUAGUUAGCAAAAUAAGAGCCCCGCCGGGAAAUGUUCUGUUGCUUAGAAAUACCGAUAACGAUGCAGAUUUCAACAAUCGAACGUUCAGUAAUAUUCCGAACAGCAUUGGAGUUUGUGUGAAACCUCUGCAUUUUAAUUAUGAUCAGGCCAUUUAUUUACUAGAGUUCCUGGAGCUGAACAAUCUGCUAGGGGUGUCGCAUUUCACAUUCUAUAACCACACGAUUGGGCCAAAGGCUAGCUGCAUUCUGCGGCACUACAUCAGUGGCGAUUUGCCGCCACUGAUCUUUCCACAAUCUAACACAAAAAGUCACCCUUUGAGUACCGACCCUAGCAGCAGGAAUGAGGUGCUGCAGAACGACAAUACAGCGUACCAGAAGCCGAAGAUGACUGUAAAUAUUUUGCCAUGGAAUUUGCGAAUGCGAUCUCAGAAGGAGAUCCGUACCGAAGGGUUGUUUGCAUCAUUGAACGAUUGCCUAUACAGGAGCAUGUACAGAUACUCACACGUUGCACUAAUUGAUUUAGAUGAAUUUAUUAUACCACACCACAACGACACUUUAAUCGACUUAAUCAACUGGCUUUCCAAGCGAAUCAAUAGCAGGAACACGGGAGCUUAUUCGUUUCAGAAUGCUUUUUUCUAUUUACAAUUCGCUGACGAUAAUCUCGUUUUCGAGGAUAAUUCCGAGCAGGCCAACCUACGGGCUGCACUUACAACGCAACGAAAGACGAGACGCCGCUCGAAGCUUCAUCCUCAGAAACAACGCUCAAAGUACAUCUGUCGCCCGGAAGCAGUGAUUGAGGCGGGCAAUCAUUUUGUAUGGGAGUUUUGUCCCGGUCGAGGAUCGCUCAAUGUCCCUGCCGAUGCAGCGAUUCUGCAUCAUUACCGAGUAUGCGAAUUCGGUGGCGAUGACUGCAUCAAAUCACCUUCGGUAGUUGACCGAACAGCUCAUCGUUACUCCAAACGAUUGCUGGACCGGGUCGGAACUGUUUACAACUAUCUUAAGGAUUCAUGCGAUCUUCCAGAAAUCCCAAGAGCUCCCACGAAACCACCACCGACACGAAAAAAACAGCUCAAAGUACGAGUACCAAUCCGGCCGGAAUCGCUUGCAAGCUCUAAAGCUGGCAACACUGUAGAUAGCACUAAACUGAAUGCCAGCAGCUACCACAGCAGCAGUAGCAAUAGGAGCACUUUCGCCGGCUCCUUAAUAAAGGUGAUAUCGAACCGUCGUGUUUAAUGGACAAUUUCGCGAGCAAUGAAGACGAUGUUUUUAUACACAAUGGCAUAGACGAAAGAACAACUCAAGAAACUGGAUUGUUUGUUCGAAUACUUUUAUUGGAAUAUCCAGUAAAACUGUUGCCGUGGUUUUAUUAGUAGCGUAUAGCUUGGGGGAAAAAUAUUACGAAACAUAACGAAUGGUAACGACACAAUCUUUAAUUUUAUAACGAAGCAGAAACAUAAAAUACGACAAAUAUUAUUAGCUUCUAGCCAACGGGUAGAACGCCUCUUCAGCCUACUGCGAUUAUAGGCACAAUGCUCACUUGUAGAACAUUCCUAGGGCGGUUGUAUGCAAUUAAUGGCCUACUAUUAUAUUGCUUAUUUGAUCACUUGUUACACACACUUGAUGUAACGUACUCUUUAUUCCAAACCAUUUAUGUAAUGAAGCAAAAUCAAAAAUCAACUGUUAUCACAUUGUGUUCAACGAUUACGUACCAUCUUUGUAAGAGGAUCGAUGAUGUUUGAGAAUUUGAACACGGAAGAUUUUUGCAAUAAAAUCGAAGAUCUCGAUGUAGAAAUGAGCUCCACUUGCUUGUCUAUUGAAACCAUAACCAUAUUCAAGAAUACUACAGCUAAAUAGAGGAGAAAUAGAACACGGCAUAUCACUACAUUUAUGUUUUAGCUUUAGUUAUGUUGUGUGCAACUCGCGUUUCCGAGCUGCAAGGGGCUGGAAAAUCGAUAGAAGACCACAAACACUUCUUAUCAAAUCAAAGCAAGCAUCUGGGGAAGAUGGGGCAAAACAUAACAUUUGGCCAAAACGAGGAUUUCAAUUUUCAGCUGUAGAAUACUAAGCAGUUUUUUGAUAAUGUGUUGGUGCAUAACAAAAUGUUUGGUAAAGAGGAAUAUUUUUUUAUGUUUUAAAUAGAUUAUACGCGAAUUUCUUUGUAAUUAACUGAAGAUAUUGGUUAAAAGCAAUAAUAAAAAAAAUAGCUCUUACGAUUCUGUAGUUAUGGGACGGAGAUAGUUUUUGUUUAUCAGUGUGUGUUGCCGCCAUUUUCCCUACAUGCAUAAUACAUAGCUCAAAACAGAUACUAUAACAGAAUAGUUUAUGGAAAACACGAAUUAAACGGGAAUGGUCGCAUGUCAAAUAUGUUGCAUAGCAUGAAUUGAUGCAAUUAAGGUGCAAAAUGCAUAUGGCUAGUGGGCUAUUGGAAUGUACAAGGAAAUAUACGAUGAACAUUUUUAGAGGAAGAAAUCAUAACUGGUU